AUGGUAUUACAAUCGGGCGUUGCAGCUGAGCUGGUCCUGGAUGAGAGGCUUAAAUACUGGGUGCUGUUGCCUAUUUCAAUAGUGAUGAUACUUGUUGGUGUGCUCCGUCAGAGUAUCAUCGGCCUGAUCGGGCCCGGGACGAGAGGUACUGCUGUGGUGAAGCUGACGGAGACAAAUUAUGUGAAUAAGGGACGUGCGUUGAUGGGCAACGGUUCGAACGUUUGCUACGAGUCGUUUGAUAUGAGGAGGGAGUAUUUGUCUCAGGUGCUUGGCGAAGGGAAGUAUAUUGCUAGGUUGAAUGAAGAGCCAGCUGCCGGCGGGGCCACGAACCCGUUCUCGGAUCCUGGACUGUCGGACUCGAUAAUGAGCAUGGCAAAGGGUAAUAUGGCCAACUAUAUUCCGCAGACACUGAUCAUGUGGUGGGUCAACCACUUCUUCGCAGGUUUUGUGCUGAUGAAGUUGCCGUUCCCAUUGACCAUCAGGUUCAAAGAGAUGCUGCAAAGCAGUAUCAUGACCCCAGACCUGGACGUCAGGUGGGUCAGCAGUAUUUCGUGGUACUUUAUCUCUGUGCUGGGGUUAGAUCCUGUAUACAACCUGCUUUUGAGCAGCACAGAGGGCAUCGACAUGAUGCAGCAACAGCAGCAGCAGAUGCCAUCCCUUGGAGGACCAGGCCAGCCGCAGCCGGAGGCGUUGAUGAAGGGCAUCUCGAAUGAUUUAACCAUCGCCCAGCACCAGUGCUGUUUUGAUGACAUAGAGAAGAGAGUGCUAAAGAUGUACGCUUAA
Messenger RNA from Tetrapisispora phaffii CBS 4417, 783 nucleotides. It is a transcript of the gene EMC3, whose product is annotated as ER membrane complex subunit EMC3. The transcript has a single exon. Gene Ontology annotation, biological process: protein folding in endoplasmic reticulum. Lineage: Eukaryota; Fungi; Ascomycota; Saccharomycetes; Saccharomycetales; Saccharomycetaceae. Gene Ontology annotation, cellular component: EMC complex; membrane. The record is from RefSeq and is a predicted model, not a curated record. The coding region runs from base 1 to 783 and encodes 260 amino acids.